AUUUACUUUGAUAUGACUUGAUACUGAAAACAGUCCGUUUAAGUAAAAAAAUAUGGCAACAUCGACUGACAAUGUAUUUCUGCACACAUUUUUCUCCACACAACGAAAUCUGUGUUUUGCCGGUAAAAAUUAUUUUUAUAAUAAAUAAUGCGGGAGAGUGAAUCCAAGAGCUCCCGCCGAGAUCGUGAUCGAGAUCGCGACCGUGGAAGGGAUAGAGAUAAGGAAAGGGACCGCGACCGUGAACGUGAUCGUGAUCGUGACCGCGAGAGAUAUGGAGAAAGGGACCGAGAUCGUCACUACGCACGUAAAUAUCAUUCAAAAUCCAAAUCACCCUCCCGUAGCAGUCGUUCGAAAAAAAGCAAGAAAUCAAAGAAGUCAAAAAAAUACUCAAGACGCAGUCCAAGCAGUAGCAGCUCAUCAUCCUCUUCUAGUUAUUCUGUUGCUAGUCGUAGUAGUCGAAAUUCACACAAAUCUCGUUCACAAGCGAGAAGUACGCGUGCACCUAGUUCAGAAGAGAAUUCGCGCACAGCAGCAUCCGCUGCAGUGGCCGUUGCAACACUUAAAGGUAUAGAUGCUAUUGACGCACAGGUGCGAAAGGCCUUGGACGCCAUUGAAGAGGAGGCAUUUCAACCAAAAACAUUUUUUAGCACACGUGAUAGAGAAGCUCCUGAAAAGAAACCCCUACCAGAAAAGGUGAUUAUUGAUUUGGAGUCGGAAACAGUGAAGCUACCAAAACCCAACGAUGCAUCAAAAGACACUAAUGCCGAUGAGAAAAUAUUCCACCCAAAUUUCAUUGGCGAUGCAGAUUUAAAGGCUGAAAAAUGGUUGCGCAAACUAUAUAAUUACCGACAAAGAUAUUAUCAGGAGUAAUUGUAGCUUAUGUUAGGAUAAGUAACCAUGCUAAUUUGCAUUCAAUAACCAUGAGAAUAUACGCUUUAGAAUAUAUCUGUACCGGUUUUACGUGCACGUAUUAAAGCUUCAUCAGCAGUCAACUGUUCAUCUUUUGAAGGGUUUACAGGACUACCAUCAUCAUUCAGUUUUCCUUCUUUGAAAUCUUCAAUUAGCUUCUUAGAAUAAACCGCAUUGAACAAAUCCAAA
Bactrocera oleae (olive fruit fly) is the source of this 1098-nucleotide messenger RNA. RefSeq lists its product as uncharacterized. The record is from RefSeq and is a predicted model, not a curated record. Lineage: Eukaryota; Metazoa; Arthropoda; Insecta; Diptera; Tephritidae.